Daucus carota subsp. sativus is the source of this 2563-nucleotide messenger RNA. Its product is annotated as pentatricopeptide repeat-containing protein At1g08070, chloroplastic-like. NCBI's taxonomy places the organism in Eukaryota, Viridiplantae, Streptophyta, Magnoliopsida, Apiales, Apiaceae. Gene Ontology annotation, cellular component: intracellular membrane-bounded organelle. Gene Ontology annotation, molecular function: zinc ion binding; RNA binding; protein binding. Gene Ontology annotation, biological process: RNA modification. The transcript has a single exon. The coding region runs from base 188 to 2209 and encodes 673 amino acids. The record is from RefSeq and is a predicted model, not a curated record.
CGAUGAAGUGUGCGUUAAUAUUUUUAGCACAAAUUUAUUUUUAUUUUUUUGUAUUAAAUACAUUCGGCGAUAUAUUUUUAAAAUUCAAGAUGUCGGACUGUCGGAGUUCGUAUUUCGAAUUAAAUCCGCAUAUGAAUGUACUUAAAAAUUUUAAAAUUCUCCUUUCGAGCGAAAUAUUUGCAAAUGGAUGGCAACUCAACAUAAACAUCUCUUGUACCUGUUAAAAAACCCAAACUCAGUCAAAACCUUAAACCACUUAAAAUCAAUCCACGUCCAUCUCAUCCGAACAAAUCUUCACCAAGACAGCUUCGCCAUGGGAAACUUCAUCACCCAUUGCUCUACAUUGCGCCGCAUGAACUACGCACAGAAGCUGUUUGAUGAAAUGUCUCAUCCAAAUUCUUUCGUUUGGAACACAAUGGUAAGAGGGUUUCAACAGAAUCAAGAGCCGAGAAAUGCCCUUAUACUUUUUGAGAAAAUGAAGAUGAGGGGGGUGAUCGGGGAUAAGUUUACUUACCCGUUUGUUAUACGGGCUUGUAAUGAUUUGUGGGAGCAAUGUAGAGGGAAAUGUGCUCAUGGGGAGGUGUUGAAAGUUGGGCUUGAGUUGGAUGUUUUUGUGGGGACUAGUUUGAUUGAGUUUUAUAGUGGGUUUGAGAGUAUGGAGUAUGCAUAUAGAGUUUUUGAGGAGAUGGUUGUGAAGGAUAUGGUCGCAUGGACGGCGAUUUUGCAUGGGUUUGUGAGUAAAUUCGGUGAUAUAGAGAGAGGGCGGGAGUUGUUUUGUAGAAUGCCGAAUAAGGAUAUGGUUGUUUGGAAUAUAAUGAUAAAUGGGUAUGUGAGAGUUGGGAAUGUUGAGGAUGCAAGAGCGUUAUUUGAGCAAGCACCGUUUAAGGAUUUGUUGAUGUAUAAUACGAUUUUAGGAGGAUAUGUUAGGUCUGGUGAAGUGGAAAAAAUGAUGCAGUUUUUUGAUGAUAUGCCGCAAAAGGAUUUGGUGUCGUGGAACUCGGUUAUUGGUGGGCUUGUACGUAGCAAAAGGUGUAGUGAAGCGAUGAAAUACUUCCAGCAGAUGCAAAUGAUGAAUGUGUCUCCGAAUGACGUGACGUUAAUAAGCAUUCUUAUUGGUUGUGCUCAAGUUGGAGCUUUAGAUGUUGGUAAAUGGGUGCACUCGUAUAUUGAUAGGAAUAAUAUUGGUUUAAACAAUGUGAUUGGGACUGCUUUAGUUGACAUGUACUCAAAGUGUGGUGAAUUGGAGAGUGCCAUAUCUGUUUUCGAAAAGAUGCCAGAGCGUGAUGUUGUUUCAUGGAAUGCAAUGAUGAUGGGUUUUUCAAUGAACAGUCAGAGUAGAAAUACCUUGGAAUUCUUCAGCCGGAUGAAAAAUGAUGAUGUGCAUCCUAAUGAUGCAACUAUUCUUGGGGUUUUGUGUGCUUGUGUGCAUGGAGGACUAGUAGAUGAAGGCCGAAGGUACUUUGCUAGUAUGUCUAAAGAUCUUGGUUUAACACCUAAACUAGAACAUUAUGGUUGCAUGGUUGAUAUCCUUGGUCGGGCUGGUUUGCUAGACGAAGCUUACCGAUUAAUCAGAAGCAUGCCUAUAACACCACAUACUGGGGUCUGGGGCGCUUUGCUUGGUGCAUGUAAGAUUCAUGGAAAUGUAGAACUUGCGGAAUCGGCAAUUGAACAGUUACUCCAGCUUGACGUAGAAGAUGGAGGUUACCUAGCAAUUAUGUCCAAUAUAUAUGCUAAUGCAGGAAGGUGGGAUGAUGUUUCUAAGGUGCGAGAACUAAUGAAAAAGAAAGGGAUUGGUAAGACCCGUGGAUGUAGCUCCAUUGAGGUUGAUGGUGAGAUACAUGAAUUUGGGGUAGAAGAAAAAAUUCACCCUCGGGCCGACGAAAUUAAUAAUAUGUUAGGUGAAAUUUCUCAUCGCUUAAAGUGCGCAGGCCAUUUUGCGAAUCAGAAUGAGGUUCUGUUCGACAUGGAGGAAGAAGAUAAAGAGAAGACACUGAUCUUUCACAGUGAGAAGAUGGCCGUAGCCUUUGGACUCAUCGCCACCAAAAAGGGAACUCUGAUCCGUGUAGUAAAAAAUUUGCGAAUAUGUUCUGAUUGUCAUGCAGCAGUAAAGCUGGUCUCUAGAAUUUUUGAAAGGGAGAUAGUGAUCAGGGAUCGUAGUCGCUUCCAUCACUUUAAGAAUGGAUCCUGCUCUUGUGGAGAUUAUUGGUAGUGGUUGUCGAAUGCACCCUAUCGACAGUAUGACCCUAUGAGGGUGUGACUAACAUGCCUCUCUAUCUGGCAGAAAGAUAGAUUUGUUUUCUUAUUGGUAAAUCUUGUGAUGGUUGCUUGAUUGGAGGUGCUCGAAAUUUUGAGAUGGUUAAAAUGGGUUGCAAGAAGCAUUUUCCUGUCUUCCUGAUAUGAUCAGAAAAUCCCUGAUUGUCAUUUUUCAGUAAUUAGUAUCACCCUUAUUCUUUUUCUUGGUGUAUAUGUACAUAUACUAUUUCUAUGAUCUUCUCAGUAUCCUUUGUUAAUUGUGACAUCAUAUUGCACAUAUCUGACAAAAUAAACAUUCCUUAUUCUUCUA